UCGAUUGCUUCAUCCCAUCUCCAUCUCCUCCAUCGAUUUGUCAAUUCGUUCGGUACGGCUCACCAUGUGGCCGCGCAGCCAGGACCAGCGUCUGGGCCUGGGUCUUUUCGCAAUGGGUUUUCACGGAUCAAGGUAUCGUACAAUGUGUAGAACAAUCUCUGCUUGCGUAUGACAGGUGUUCGGCUGGGAUCUUCUUCCAUUCGAUCGGCUCAUCUGGAACCAAUGUCCAGUGGAAGAAGAGACCAGUCGUUCUGAGAUUAUACUGUCACAACUUGAUCUAGAUAAUACUAGCGAAAGGACAUGCGUGGCAUUGAUUGUCUCCCCUCCCUUUUGUCUUCAGAGAUGAGAGGGUUCCUCGGUCUCUGCUGCUAACAACUCCCAGUCUCUUGACUUGAUUCUGUGCCAAGAUGUCUACUGACAAGAUUACCUUCCUCACCAACUGGCACGCGACGCCCUACCAUGCCCCGCUGUAUCUUGCCCAGAGCAAAGGCUUCUUUAAAGAGGAAGACCUGAAGGUUGCUCUGUUGGAACCCAACGACCCCUCCGAUGUCACCGAGAUCAUCGGCAGCGGCAAGGUCGACAUGGGUUUCAAGGCCAUGAUCCACACUCUUGCUGCCAAAGCUCGGAACUUUCCCGUCACCUCGAUCGGCUCUCUCCUCGAUGAGCCGUUCACCGGUGUUGUCUACCUCAAGGACAGCGGAAUCACCGAGGACUUCCGCUCCUUGAAGGGCAAGAAGAUCGGCUACGUUGGCGAGUUCGGAAAGAUCCAAAUCGAUGAGCUCACCAAGUACUACGGCAUGACUGCCGAUGACUACACUGCCGUCCGCUGCGGCAUGAACGUCACCAAGGCCAUCAUCCGUGGCGACAUCCACGCUGGUAUCGGACUCGAGAACGUGCAGAUGGUCGAGUUGGCCGAGUGGCUGGCUUCUCAGAACCGCCCUCGCGACGACGUCCAGAUGCUCCGUAUCGACCAGCUGGCCGAGCUGGGCUGCUGCUGCUUCUGCUCCAUCUUGUACAUCGCCAACGACCCGUUCCUGGCCGCCAACCCCGAGAAGGUGCAGAAGUUCAUGCGGGCCGUGAAGCGUGCCACCGAGUACGUCCUCGCCGAGCCGGCCAAGGCCUACGAAGAGUAUGUUGACAUCAAGCCCAUCAUGGGCACGCCCGUCAACCGCAAGAUCUUCGAGCGCUCCUUCGCCUACUUCAGCCGUGACCUGAAGAACGUGUCUCGCGACUGGGCCAAGGUGACCAACUACGGAAAGCGCCUGGGUAUCUUGGACCCCAGCUUUGCGCCCAACUACACCAACGAGUACCUGUCCUGGAAACUGGACGGGGACUCCUCGGACCCUCUGGGCGACCAGAAGCGGAUGGCCGAGCUGCAGAAGCAGGUUGCUUCUGAGGGUGGCUUCAAGCGUCUUGAAGUUGCUUCGUCUGCUUAAACAUCUGCCUGUGAUCCGUUGAGGAUGUUAUCAGACUGGCAAACAGCCGCGACUUUACGUUCUUUAGCAAAUUGACAUGAUUGAAUCCUAUA
Molecule: messenger RNA, 1528 nt
Organism: Aspergillus steynii IBT 23096
Lineage: Eukaryota; Fungi; Ascomycota; Eurotiomycetes; Eurotiales; Aspergillaceae
Product: NMT1/THI5 family protein
Exons: 4
Coding region: 408-1436 (342 amino acids)
Biological process (GO): thiamine biosynthetic process
Source: RefSeq, a predicted model, not a curated record